UAAAUUAGCAUCAGGAUCACAGGAGGAAUUAUUGAACUCUAAUGAUGAUUAAAAUAAUGCUCUUUGGUCUGCAGCUCAUUUUGUGCGAGAGGACGACCAGGAUGUUUCUGGCUGAAACAGGAAAGAAAAUACUGUCUUCAAUUAUAGUUAAAGCACAAAAGAGCCCAAAGAGAUUUGAGGAAGUGUUUGAGGAGAUGAUUUCCUUCCUGGAGCACACGGAGCACUGGGAGGACACGGAGGUGGAGCUGGCCACACGGGGGGUGAGGCACUUGAACUUCUACGACAUCGUGCUGGACUUCAUCCUGAUGGAUUCAUUCGAGGACCUGGAGAAUCCACCCAUCUCCAUCCAGAACGUCGUCAACAACCGCUGGCUCAACAGCUCCUUCAAGGAGACGGCGGUGGCAUCAAGUUGUUGGUCAGUACUGAAGCAGAAGAGACAACACAUGAAGGUUGCCGACGGCUUCAUUGCUCAUUUCUACGCUGUGUGUGAACAGAUCAGCCCCGUUCUGGCCUGGGGCUUCCUGGGACCAAAGAGCUCCCUGCACGACUUCUGCUGCUUCUUUAAGGACCAGGUGCUCCACUUCCUGAAGGACAUCUUUGAUCUGGACAAGGUGCGCUACUCGUCGGUGGAGAGCCUGGCGGAGGACAUGCUCCACCUGCUGCACCGACGCACCGAGCUGCUGCUGGCCUACCUGGGGGCCGACACUCAGCUGUACCACAGCGGCUGCAACCCCCCUCAGAGGCAGCUGCUGCCCAGCGCCGCCCUGCUGGAGGCUCCGGUACAGUGACACACACAAGGACGGCAUUUAUCCCAGGGCCAGUUCACACCGCCUGCUGGACCAAAGGACCUAUCCGCAGGUGUGAGCCGCCUCUGAAAGCCACCGACUACAUCUCCCAACAUGCCGUGUGCUCUGUACCUGUGGAUCCAGGUGUCUGCCUUCAUCUCCUCCCCUCCUGUCCACCGUGCCACUUUAAAUACCAUAGCAAUAAGAUGUAACGUUGCUGUGAGACUGGCAGUGAUUCUCUGGCGGUAGCUUUUAGGUAUUUAUUGCCGUUCAGAGCAGAAGCAGGUAUUUAUUUAUUUUUGCACACAGCUAAAGGAUGCAGGGUUUAUUUUGUAGAAGUUCUAGUUGUGUCUGUACGUAUUAAUGUGGUCUGCUUCAAACAUCCAUUCGACUGUCACAGAUUUAUUAGACAUAUUUAAACAUCCUAAGCAUCAGCAGUGCAACACUGUUAGAUGUAGGAGCCGCCUGUCACCGAACACAGCGAGUUAGAAAUGAAAAGGGAACAUCUGGCUGCUUAGAUGUCGUUAUUUAAAAAGGUAAAACCUUCAUGCAGGAUUUAACCCUCCUGUUGUCCACAUUUAUGGGCACCAAAAAAUAUUGUUUCCUUGCCUGAAAAAAAUCCAGAAACUAGGCAAAAAAUUCCCCAAAUUUCUGAAAAUUUGCAAAACCUUCAGGAAGAAAAUUCCAAUAAUUUCUUAAGUUUCCUUUAAAAGUUUUAUUGAACAAAAACCCCUAAAUUUGGCAAGAAAUUCUUGGGAAUAUUUUCAAAAAUGAGUAAAAAUCUUCCAAAAAAAUUGUAAAAAUACCUAAAGAUUACAUAUGUAUCAGUAAAACUUGUAAUAUUCUCUUUAAGAACAUUCAGAAAAAAUCUACCAAAAUCCAGCGAAAUUCACUGGAUUUUGGUAGAUUUUUUUAGUGAAUGUUCUUAAGAAUUUUUUUAAACAUUUUUUCUACCAAAAGAUGUUAAAAGAUUUCCCAAAAAUGUUGAAAAUGUGGACAUCGGAAGUUUCACUGUGAAAAUACUUUGUGAAAAAACUUCAAAAUGGGUCAAUUUUGACCCGCAGGACGACAUGAGGGUUAAAUGAGGCCCUAAAAUCAGACUCUGCUGCUGUUGGACUGCUACUCGGUUUAUCACGACAAGCAAAAACGCAAAAAGCCUUACGACGAACGCACACGUUCAAGCCUCGUCUUCGUCUCUGAACGUCUCGGUGUUUCUCUGAAGAAUCCUGCGGUCUGUUCUGUUCUGGAACGAUGGGACGUUUGAGCAGCGGAACUACGAUCCAGAUGUGGACAAAUGUGUGAUCGUCUACUGCUUCUGUAGGAUUUCAUUCUUGAAGGAGCGUGUGAUUCUGAUCCACUACAGCUUUUAUCACAUGUAGUAAAAACAGAGUGAAUUAAAACACACAUGGAUGCCGUUACUAUUCAGAUAUGUCCAGUAAAUCAAUGGUUCUCUCUCCAGGAUCAGACUCCACCUUUCACAAUGUUUCAAGUCCAUCUUCCAACACCCCUCAUGACUCCUCCUGUUCAUACUGACCUUAAACACAACCACUGUUCCCUCUAAGCUGUGCGCGUGCGCAAUCGCGCACUGCUGACACGGUCUCCGCGCACAGAAAA
Messenger RNA from Amphiprion ocellaris (clown anemonefish), 2399 nucleotides. RefSeq names its product mitoguardin 1-like. Lineage: Eukaryota; Metazoa; Chordata; Actinopteri; Pomacentridae. The record is from RefSeq and is a predicted model, not a curated record. Gene Ontology annotation, biological process: mitochondrial fusion. The transcript is spliced from 6 exons. The coding region runs from base 42 to 788 and encodes 248 amino acids.